Gryllus bimaculatus (two-spotted cricket) is the source of this 1332-nucleotide messenger RNA. The record is from the annotation of a GenBank genome assembly. Lineage: Eukaryota; Metazoa; Arthropoda; Insecta; Orthoptera; Gryllidae.
UCUCUUGUCGGCAGAAGUCAUGAUUGAGUUGUUACAUUUACACGCCGUUGUUACAAACACGCUGAUACAACUCUACUAGCGGAACUGCACAAACGUGGACUGUACCACUUAUAUAUUUGAGCAAAAAGUGCUUAUUCACACAGCGUAAGCGAAGAUAUUUUUACCCCCCCACUCUUCUUCCUCUGGCCUUCAGUGCGUCACCGUUGAGAAGUGUUGCCAAUAUAAAUAUGGAUAUUCUUUAAAAAUCAGUACUGACAACAGUAUGGUGCGGUGUCAUGAAAUUGAAUAGAAAUUUCUAACACGUCCAAGACUGUUCCAAAUUCUCGUUAUUUUUCUCAGUACAAUGUUGCAAAAAACUAAUACUUUAUUAAAAUGCUUGUUGCAAAUGAGGUUAAACAAAGUUCCCACAAGUAGGAGUAUUUAUACAUCACGUAUUAGGAACAGGCCAUUAGUUCCUAUUGUGGUUGAACAAACUGGCCGUGGAGAAAGAGCCUAUGACAUUUAUUCAAGACUGCUUAAAGAACGCAUAAUAUGUGUGAUGGGACCUGUAUCUGAUGAUUUGUCAUCUGUAGUUGUUGCUCAGCUUCUAUUUCUUCAGUCUGAAAGUAGCAAGAAACCAGUACAUAUGUACAUUAACAGCCCAGGAGGAAGUGUAACAGCGGGAUUAGGAAUAUAUGAUACUAUGCAGUACAUCUUACCUCCAAUAGCAACAUGGUGUGUAGGUCAAGCAUGCAGUAUGGCAAGUCUUCUAUUAGCUGCUGGUGCUCCAGGCAUGCGCCAUUCUUUGCCUAAUGCUCGAAUUAUGAUUCAUCAGCCUUCAGGUGGUGUACAGGGACAAGCUACAGAUAUUCAAAUACAAGCAGAAGAAAUUAUUAAGCUGAAAAAACAAAUUAAUGGAUUGUAUGUAAAGCAUACUGGCCUUCCUUUGGAGAGAAUUGAGCAAAGUAUGGAGCGCGACAAAUUCAUGUCUCCUCAAGAUGCAAAGGAAUUUGGUAUUAUUGAUAAAAUAUUAGAUCAUCCCCCCAAGCAUGGGGAAAAUCAACCAGAUCGGGAUGUGUGUACGACACAAAGUCUUCAUGUUAAUUAAACUAAAAUUACAAUUUUAUAAAAUAUGGGACAUUUGUGUUUAUAAGUAAUGAUGUGGUGUGUUGUUGUUAUUGUAUUUUUUGUUUAUCGACAGUGAUUUGUUUCAUAUCAAAAUACAUGUACACAGAAUUUUGUAAGUCAUUUAAGAACAAUGUGGUUUUUUUUUAUUAUCAGGUGGACCUAUUCGUAAAAUCUUGUUUUUGUAAAUAUAUUAAUAUGUUUUUAUUAAUAAAUAUUUUAAAGGUA